UCUUUUGGAACAGGAACAGGGAGGGGCUUACUUAAAGGUUCCUUUCACCCACAUGUACGCAGGAAGUUGUGAGUGACUUUCAGCAACAGGAUAUAAUCCCAGACACACCCAGAGGCGGGACCAUGUCGCACCAACAAACCUCCAUCCAACGUUGGACCCUGUCCCUCUGCCCCGUCCUGUUGGCUGUGGCCUCUGCCUAUGUGUGGUUCUACCGCUCCCGCAUCUGUAAGAAGCCCCGCUUUGUAUCUGCACCGCCGUUCCGGGUAUUCCUGGAGCGCCAUUGCCCCGUAGUGCGGGAAAAGUUCAGCCCAACCAUCUGGUGCUUCGGUGGGAGGAUCCAGACGAUCCUGCGAGUGGUUCUGCUGCCCAAGCCCCCCGUGCCCUAUAGAAAUGAGAUUCUAAAAACCGCAGAUGGAGGACAAAUCUCGCUGGACUGGGUCGAUAACAAUGAGAGCUCUCGCUUCCCCGACGCAGCCUCGCGCCCCACCGUCAUCUUCCUGCCCGGGCUAACGGGGAACAGCCGGCAGAGCUACAUCCUGCACCUGGUGCGCCAGGCCAGCCGGGACGGGUAUCGAUCCGUGGUGUUCAACAACCGUGGUUUUGGGGGAGAAGAACUGCUGACCCCCCGUACCUUCUGUGCUGCCAACACUGAUGACCUGAGUGUAGUGGUGUCUCAUGUCCAUAAACAGUUUCCGGAUGCCCCUGUGGUGGCUGUUGGGGUAUCGCUGGGAGGGAUGAUGCUGCUGAACUACCUGGCUGCGCAGGGCCCCUCGGCCCGGCUUUGGGCCGCACUCUGCUUCUCCACCCCAUGGAACGUGUUCGAGUCCACUCGGUCUCUGGAGGAGCCGCUCAACUACUUUCUCUUCAACUAUUCGCUGAACAAGUCCCUGCGGAGCGCCACUGAGCAGCACCGCCGGGUCAUUGGCAGAGCGGUAGAUGUGGAUUACGUACUGCAGUCCCGCUCCAUCAGGGAGUUCGAUGAGCGCUACACCUCGGUGGUUUGGGGGUUCCCCUCCUGUGAUGAGUAUUACACCCAGGCCAGCCCGGACUCCAAACUGGGCCACAUUCGGACCCCUGUUCUCUGCCUCAAUGCUGCAGAUGAUCCAUUGUCCCCCGGGACAGCCAUUCCUGUAGCUGAAGCCUCGACCAAUCCCCACGUGGCUCUGCUCAUUCCCGCCCAUGGGGGGCACAUCGGCUUCCUGGAAGGUCUGAUCCCCAACCACCAGCAAUAUAUGGACCGGGUCUUCCAGCAGUUCGUUGGGGCCAUUUUGGAGCACAGAGAAGAGCUGAACCUGGGGCAGAGACCCUGACUAUCGAUAUCCCGCCCCCACGAGACCCCCGUUACCCGAGGGAGAGGCGACGGUGCAGCUAAAUGAAGGGCAAAUCUUACUCAGGGGUGGGACAUUCUGUGUGGUACCGCCCCCUGGCCAAGGAACUAAUACCCGGCACAGCUACUUACCUUCCCCUGAGCAACAUGACCAAGCGCAGGGACUCAUCGUGGUUUCCCCACAGAUACCCCCACAUUAAUACACUAAGUUUGCCCAGGUGCAGUAACCCAUAGCAACCAAUAAGAUUUAAACAGCUAUUAAACAGCUGAUCACUAAAUGCUGCUGCUGAUUGGUUGCUAUAACUUGCAGUAGAAUCUUUGGGUGCUGAAUAAAUCAAGGUGCUGCUCUGCAAGGCCAAGCAAGCGUCCCAUCCUUGCUCAUGAUAACUGGGGGCCAAGUAAGCCCAUAAUUACUAUGCAAAUGAAGACAAGUAACCAGUCACGUCUGGGAAUAAAGGACAAACAUAUCUGCG
Messenger RNA from Xenopus tropicalis (tropical clawed frog), 1800 nucleotides. The record is from RefSeq and is a predicted model, not a curated record. NCBI's taxonomy places the organism in Eukaryota, Metazoa, Chordata, Amphibia, Anura, Pipidae.